AUGACUUUGACGCGCAUUGUCAAAGCGGAAAGCGGGCCUCAGACGACUGGAGCCGUGUCGUCUCAUUGGAAAACAGACGUGUUUGCGAGCAGAAAAAAUCUAGCAUGCGCUUGGACCUCGUCCGCACUCUCGAUCCACGCUAUCCAUACUCUGUACGCGAAACUGGAGAACGACUACCCCAAAAAAGAAGAACCACCUGACGACCACCUUGUCGGGACCGUACAACACUCGGUCGUCGACGUUGCAUUCGCUCGUGUGCUGUGGCGUUGGACGAACGGACUAGUCUUGUUCUGCCACACGAAAAGUGCCGUGGCGUCCAAGCGGACCAGGAAAAGAAGUCCAUGCAACGCAUGA
Sporothrix schenckii 1099-18 is the source of this 354-nucleotide messenger RNA. RefSeq lists its product as uncharacterized. NCBI's taxonomy places the organism in Eukaryota, Fungi, Ascomycota, Sordariomycetes, Ophiostomatales, Ophiostomataceae. The record is from RefSeq and is a predicted model, not a curated record. The transcript has a single exon. The coding region runs from base 1 to 354 and encodes 117 amino acids.